ACAUUGAAACUCAUGAUUCCAAUGUACGCAGAACUAUUCUGCGGUACGAUUAACCACAUAGUAUUUUCGACGAUUAUUAAGAUCGUGAAGAUUUUUUUUUUGAGAUUGAGAAAAAAAAGUGAAGUUAUUUAAGACAAGAUGCCAGAAAGUACGAAAGUCGAGGCUAAACCAUCUAAGGAUCUUAAAAAUGAGAAGGAGGAUGAAAAGAGUGAAUUGACCGAAGAGGAUAAACUCUUGCAAGAGGAAUUAACAUAUUUGGUGGAAGUAUUGCAAGAUCCAAGUCAAAAAUUACAUCAAUUUGCAUUGGAAUUAUUAAGAACACAGAUACGUGCAUCUACAACGUCUAUGACAAGCGUACCAAAGCCUCUUAAAUUUAUGAGACCACAUUAUGAUACCAUGAAAAAGAUUUAUGAUAAAAUGGCCAAUCCAAAAUUAAAAGAAUUAUGUUCAGAUAUUAUUUCAGUUUUGGCUAUGACAAUGGGAGAAGGAAGAGAAUGUUUAAAAUAUAGAUUAACGGGAUCGGCUUUGUCCAUUGGUGAAUGGGGACACGAAUAUGUUAGACAUUUGUCAGGUGAAUUGGCUGGUGAAUGGGAUGAAAUUGCUGGAGCUGAUGCCGAAACUAUGAGUGAAAAAUUAAUUGCCUUGGUACAUGAAAUUGUACCUUAUAAUAUGGCACACAAUGCGGAAACCGAAGCUUGCGAUUUGUUAAUGGAAAUUGAAAGGCUAGAUUUAUUGGAACAAUAUGUAGACGAAAGUGCAUAUCAAAGAGUUUGCCUUUAUCUUACAAGUUGUAUACCUUAUGUAGCUGAUCCUGAAAAUAGUACAUUACUUCAAACAGCUGCAAAAUUGUAUAGAAAAUUUGGUCAAUAUCCUCAAGCAGUUAGACUUGCAAUGCAGCUUAAUAAUUUACCACUUGUCGAAGAUAUCUUCACCAAAUGUACAGAUCUAUCUGUUCAAAGACAGUUGGCUUUUAUGUUGGGCCGUCAACAGAUUUUCUUAGAUCUGAAUGAAUCCACGGUGGAAUACGACGAUUUAGUAGAAAUAAUGUCCAAUUCGCAAUUAAAUAAUCAUUUUCUUAAUUUGGCACGUGAAUUAGACAUAACAGAACCCAAAACACCAGAGGACGUAUACAAGUCACAUUUGGAAAAUUGUCGGCCGCCAUUUGGCGGUGGACAAGUUGAUUCUGCAAGACAAAAUUUAGCUGCAAGCUUUGUUAAUGGUUUUGUAAAUGCUGCAUUUGGACAAGAUAAAUUAUUAAUUGAGGAUGGAAACAAAUGGUUAUACAAAAAUAAAGAACAUGGAAUGCUCAGUGCUACUGCAUCUCUUGGUUUAAUAUUAUUAUGGGAUGUUGAUGGUGGAUUAACGCCAAUCGACAAAUAUCUUUAUUCUUCGGAAGAUUAUAUUAAAUCAGGAGCACUUUUGGCCUGUGGUAUUGUAAAUUGUGGUGUAAGAAAUGAAUGUGAUCCUGCUUUGGCACUUCUUUCCGAUUAUGUAUUACACAGUAGUAAUACAAUGAGAAUUGGUGCAAUUGUAGGUCUUGGAUUAGCUUAUGCUGGUUCUAACAGAGAAACAGUAUUAUGUUUGCUCACACCUGUUCUUAGCGAUCCAAAAUCAAGUUGGGAGGUCAUAGGGGUAGCUGGUCUUGCUUUAGGAAUGGUUGCAGUUGGAUCUUGUAACGCUUACGUUACAACUACGAUAAUGCAUACGUUAAUGGAAAAAUCAGAAAGUGAUCUUAAGGAUACAUAUGCACGUUUCUUACCUCUAGGAUUAGGAUUAUGUUUCUUAGGGAAACAGGAAGCUGCGGAAACAAUAAUUGCAGCAUUAGAAGUUAUACCGGAACCAUUUAGAUCUAUGUCAACAACACUCGUUGAAGUAUGUGCAUACGCAGGAACAGGAAAUGUCUUAAAGAUACAACAUCUCUUACAUAUAUGUUCUGAACAUUAUGAGCCAGCAAAUGAAAAAGAAGAUAAGAAUGAUCGCAAAGAUAAGGACAAAAAGGAAGAGAAAAAAGAAGAAAAAGAAAAAGAUCUUAGCUCUCGACAAGCAAUUGCUGUUCUUGGAAUUGCAUUGAUUGCAAUGGGAGAAGAAAUAGGUGCAGAAAUGGCAUAUAGAACAUUUGGACAUUUAUUGAGAUAUUCUGAACCGGUCAUUCGAAGAUCUGUACCACUUGCUUUAGGACUUAUAUCUGUUUCUAAUCCGAAAUUAAAUAUAUUAGAUACAUUAUCUAAAUUUUCGCACGACAGCGAUCCAGAAGUAGCGCACAAUGCAAUAUUUGCAAUGGGAUUAGUUGGAGCUGGAACAAAUAAUGCAAGAUUAGCAGCUAUGUUAAGACAAUUAGCAUUGUUCCAUUCUAAAGAUCCAAAUAAUUUAUUUAUGGUCCGUAUAUCGCAAGGUUUAACGCAUCUUGGAAAGGGAACUUUAACAUUAUCUCCAUAUCAUAGUGAUAGGCAAUUAUUAAGUCCUGUUGCAUUAGCAGGUCUCCUUGCUACAUUGAUUGGUUUUCUUGAUGUCAAAAAUAUUAUUCUUGGAAGAUCGCAUUAUCUCUUAUAUACAUUAGCAGCUGCAAUGCAGCCAAGAAUGCUUGUUACGUUUGAUGAAGUUUUAAAUCCAUUAGCUGUACCAGUACGAGUAGGUCUUGCGGUCGAUGUUGUAGGCCAAGCAGGUAAACCUAAAACAAUAACCGGUUUCCAAACACAUACGACUCCUGUAUUAUUAGCAUAUGGCGAAAGAGCCGAACUUACUACCGAAGAAUAUAUACCAUUAACUCCUAUUAUGGAAGGCUUUGUUAUAUUAAGAAAAAAUCCAGAUUUUGUACCUUAGAUUUAUUAUCUUUUAAUUCAUCCUGCGAAUAUACCUCUUAUUGUAUGUUUUUUCUAAAACAAAAUAUUAUAAGAUAUAAAAAAAAAAAGAAAAUAAAGAUUUCAUGUUAUUUAUAAAUCCUUAAAAUGUAAUAAGCUAUAAAAUUAAAAGAUAUGAUUUUAUUUAUAUGAGAAAUAGUAUUAUAAUGUUAGUUGAGGUAUACAAAAACAGAUGGCGCAACCGUUCCCAAAACAAUGAGUCUAAUGAUACAUAACCUAUAAAAUCGUUACAGAUAUCAUUACCAUUUUUACUUACUAUUAUAAUAGUGCGUUAUAUAUUAAUAUUUUCUUUACAUCAUUAAAAUAUUAAUAAUUAUAACGGAAACAAUUUUAUUGAUAAAUAUUUGAUCGAAAAUAAAAUAUUAUUUAUUAAUGAAUUAAAAAAGAAUUCUGACGCGCAAUAGGUUUAUUCAUUGACACACUUAACCUAUCAAAAAUUUAUAAAUAUUUUGAUUGUUUGUUUAUUAAUAAUUAUAUAUAAAUUACA
Molecule: messenger RNA, 3345 nt
Organism: Vespa velutina
Lineage: Eukaryota; Metazoa; Arthropoda; Insecta; Hymenoptera; Vespidae
Gene: Rpn1
Product: 26S proteasome non-ATPase regulatory subunit 2
Exons: 4
Coding region: 139-2820 (893 amino acids)
Biological process (GO): proteasome-mediated ubiquitin-dependent protein catabolic process; regulation of protein catabolic process
Cellular component (GO): proteasome regulatory particle, base subcomplex; proteasome storage granule; nucleus
Molecular function (GO): enzyme regulator activity
Source: RefSeq, a predicted model, not a curated record